GACCGUUUUCUCCUCCCCUCCCCCAACCUUCCCCUUCUACACUCUCAUCAAACUCUCUCUCUCUCUCUCUCUCUCUCUCUCUCUUUUGAAAGAAAGGCAACUUUAUAGAAGUCAAUAGUGGCUAAUUAUGGGGUGCUUUCCGGCUUGCUUUGGUACUCCUAAGCGUCAAAAACAUCGAAAAUUGGCCAAUGAAACUACCUCUACAGACCAAAGUCUUGAAGCUAAUGAAGCUUUUCAACCUACCGCACUACCAAAUCAAGAAGACAUUGAAAACCCCGUUAAUCCCAGCACAGAAUCAGAUGCUAGAAAGAAAGUUUGCUUUGAUCUGAAUGUCAAAAACUAUGAGGAACCAUCAACCAAUGAAGUUGCGACUACUUUGUUGGGAAACAAUGAGGAGAAAGAGAAUGAAAAGCAAGAAGAAACAAGUAAAGAAAGCAAACCCUUUUCGGGUUUGAUUGCUUCAAGCAUAUUAUCCUCUCCACCAAAGCACAGAUGCCAAAAUUGUGCAGAUUGUGAUUUGGAUAAUGAUGAUGAUGAGGUUGGAGAUGUUCAUUCACCGGUUCAAGAAGAAUCGUCGGACUCAUUGUUUUCUUUGUCCAUCGAUUCAAGAAAACAUGUCGGUGCCACUGAAACCGGCGAAAAGGAGGUUAACAGUCCGAUGCCGGAGGUCAAGACAAUUGGGUCGAAUCCAAUUGAAAGGAGUGAGUCUGUUGAUUUAGUCUUGAAACCAAUCGAAAAUCUUACUCCAUGGAAGACGGUCCAAGCAAAAAAAACCACUCCUUUAGAGAAUCAAGCAAAGGAGAAUAUUCCGGCAGACACCAGCCUUUCAAGCUGGUUGGUUGAAUCCGAGUUCACGCCCAAGUCCAAGAACAGUAGUGAUUCCGUCGGGAACUUGCCGGCCGAGAAAGAGAAUUCAAGAAGAAAUGUUGAAGACAGGGCAAUUCUGGGAGCAUUGACCGUUACAGAGCUCAAACAGUUCUCUGCCUCAGCGUCUCCAAAAUGGUCAAGAAGCCGAAGCCCAGAUGAGAAGCUGGUGAUAGGUACUGUUGGGAGUUACUGGAGGCAUACCGGGCAGACCAUGGAUUCAGACUCAGGCUCUUCUUGCAGAGAAAUGAACAAGACAAGCACCAGAAACAGAGAGGAUGAGAGAGUGAAAUGGAAUUCUUCUCCAUUUGAGGCAAGAAUGGAGAGAGCUCUAUCUGAAGUGUAGCCUCUUUAUGGAGUACAUUAGAUGGCUUGGUAAAGUGUUGUGCUUUAU
This is a messenger RNA of Corylus avellana, 1258 nucleotides long. RefSeq lists its product as uncharacterized. The record is from RefSeq and is a predicted model, not a curated record. NCBI's taxonomy places the organism in Eukaryota, Viridiplantae, Streptophyta, Magnoliopsida, Fagales, Betulaceae. Gene Ontology annotation, biological process: male meiosis II.